Molecule: messenger RNA, 1782 nt
Organism: Monosiga brevicollis MX1
Lineage: Eukaryota; Choanoflagellata; Craspedida; Salpingoecidae
Exons: 6
Coding region: 1-1782 (593 amino acids)
Biological process (GO): carbohydrate metabolic process
Source: RefSeq, a predicted model, not a curated record
AUGCCCCGUGUCGUUAAGGGCAAACCCUUGGCGGUAGUCGGGUUCACAUCACCGCAGGCCCACUCGUAUGUGUGGGAGCUUGAGGCAAACGUUGGCGGCCGAUGUGAGCUCGCCAUCCCCGACGGAGCGGUCGCUGGUUCAGUCUUUGCGUUAACCCACGGUGAAAGCCUGGACCCUGCCACGGGCCAGGUCAUUCAGUCUCCAGCCACGCCGGAUCGACACACCAAUCAACGCAUUGUCGAGGCUACCCGUUACACAGCGGGCGGCCAUACUGGGGAGACCUUCCGACCUCACUUGGUGUACUACGGCUUCAAGUACGUGCAGGUCAACACGGCUGCGAGCGGACUGACGACAAGCAGCCUACGAUGUUGGCCCGUGCACACCAAUCUGAGCACCAUCGCCACCUUGGAUGUACAGGCCAGCGAUGCGGCGGAAACCGAGGCAGCGCAGUCCGUCUACGCGGCCAUGGUUCGGACGGCACUGUCCAACUUUCACGACGUUCCCACUGAUUGUCCCACUCGCGAAAAGCGUGGAUGGACCGGAGACAUGAGUGCCGCCCACCAGGCCUUGCUGCAUACUUUUGACAUGGCACAGGUCUACCCCAAGUGGCUCACGGACGUGGCGGACGCACAGGCUCAUCAUGGCUUACCACAAGGCUGGUACGAUCGCGUGGAUGUGGGCACCGCACUGCUGAACAACGUGUUGGCCUAUGUGGAUCACCUCGAAUCCUAUGCCACACCGUUGCCCACACCAUACCCCAAUGUCUCCACUCUCCGAGCCAAUUAUCCCGGGAGUCGCUAUGGAGAUUGGUGCGCAUAUCCCGAGUUAAACAAUGGAGUUCAUGCUUAUGUGAGCAGCAUGGGCAACAGCUUCUUUCACCUUGAGACCUUGUCGGCAGCGGCCGAGUUGGCGGCGUGGGCAAACCAUUCGCGAGCCUCCGCACUUUCGACUCGAGCCGCAGAGCUGCACGCCGCUUUUCAUGCCACCUACUUCAACGCAACCUUGAAUGCAUACAUGGACCCUUUCUGGAACAACAGCAACUUUAUUAAUCAACCCAAUGGGCGGCUGCCCGUGCAGACAGCGCAGACGUUGGGCAUAGCAGCACGACCACCGCGAGAUCAAGGAUUGGCCGCCUUGCAGGCUUUGGUCAACGAUAUUGAAGCGUUUCAGUAUCGACCCACCGGAGGGGUUGUUGGGACGUCUCGACUGUUUCAAGCUCUGGGCUGGGGGAAUCGCAGUGAUGUGGCCUGGGAGCUUUUGGUGAAUCGCGCACCGCCCUCUUGGGCCAACAUGAGUUUGACGACGGGUUCGUUAUGGGAAAAUUGGGAUGGGAGUGGCAGUCGUAACCACAUUAUGUUUGGCGGGUUUGGCGCUUGGUACAUCCAGUCUCUGGCUGGGCUGCAGCAAGCGCCGGGGGACAGAGGAUGGCAGCGCUGCCGCGUGGCAGCAGCCUAUUUGACCAAAGUGACUAGUGUCAACGCAACGCUGCUCGUACCAACGGGUGUAUUCCGCUCGCAGUGGACUGCCACGGCGCCAGGUACCGUGAUGCAUACAGUUGCAGUUCCAUCAGGUGCGACUGCCGACCUGGAGCUGAGCCUGGCGCAACGUGGGCAACGUGUGGUGCAAGUAUGGCUCGGCACGACCUGCGUGUGGUGCAAUGAAACGUUUGUGCCUGCUGGGGGCCUGGUCAACGGCUGGCGCGACCUCUUUGGAACCGUCACGCUUUCCACCCAGCCCAGCUUCAAGGGCACCCUCCGCAUUUCAUCCACCAUCACGGCCUGA